CACUUCAUGGAUGAAUUUUAUUUCGAGUCUUAUUUAGUUUUCUGAUUUAUUGAUGUAUAGGGAUGCACUUGAUGAACUGGCUGGCUAUUUUGGUGAAUUAGAACUCCAGAGAGAAAUGAACAUCCAUCUGUGGAUUACGGAACAAUUGGACCACAAGAUUCGGACGAUAGUAAGUGGGCAGAUCCUGGAGGGGAUAGUAUGAAGGAGGCUGGUAGGGGUGGAUCAGAGGGGAGGGGGAAAGGAGGUACUGAGAGUGAGGAAGAGAAGAAGGAAAGCGAAAGUGCUAGAAAAAGAAGUGAUUUAAGUGUAGAUUUAGAAGCUCAGAAUGUUGAAGAAGAGAAAUAAAGCUAAAUGCAUGAUUGAAAAAGAAAAGAAUGAAAAUGAUGAUUACAUCAUAAAACUUCAAGAGAAAUUCGGAAAAUCAAAAAAUAACAAUAAUUUAGAAGAAGAGAAAAGUUCUUCAGUUGUGAAGCUGAAUCCUUUGAAGAUUGAAAAAUAUGAAGAAAAUAUGGAAGAAUGCUUUUCUUUGACUUGGAUAGGCUUUGAUGAUGAUUUUGAUACUCUGUGAGAUCUUAUUCAAUCAUGAAUUUCACAUCAUUCAAAUCGUAUAGUAUUUAAGAAAUGUAAAAUUCCAUUAAUAUCCGAAGAAAAUGUUGAGGACAAAAAGUUUGAAACUCCAGAGGGUAAAUUGAGGCCGCUCUACGGAGUGUCUUUUGAAGAAUGUUUAUUUAAAAAAUGAGAUGUAUAUGAUAAGGCUGACCAAAUCGGACUCCUCCUCAACUGUGAAGGCCUUCCUUCCCGAUCACCAAGUGGCGACCCUCAACAAGUCGGAGGAGGGAUCUCCAGCAUCACUUUCAAGAACAACGGAUUCUCAGAAGUAGAAAUGGCCAAGCUCAAAGUGUACUUGUGUUAUGCAGAGAACCUAAUGAUUUAUGAAGAAAACUAAA
Messenger RNA from Moneuplotes crassus, 947 nucleotides. The record is from the annotation of a GenBank genome assembly. Lineage: Eukaryota; Ciliophora; Spirotrichea; Euplotida; Euplotidae.